UUUUACAGCCAGGCAUAAUUUGUGGUUGUGAUUGGAAAUAUUAGUGACGCACUUGCUAAAGCUACAAGUACAUUAAAAUUGACCUCGCCCUGUGGUUAUAGAGGAUGGACUAUUGUUUUUUAUUAGACUGCACAUCCAGGUUUGGCAUCUGAUUCUGGAAGAACCAGCUUGACAGGAACACCACCUGACCCUGUUUUAGUGACCUCAACCUUCCCAACUAGUGAGGAGAAGCAGAGUGUAUCAGUGAGUUGAAGGAGAUCACAGGAGGAGGCUGCAGGUCAGAACAAGACGCUUGCUGAUUGGACUGAUUUUAACCAGGAGAACAGAGAUCAGCAUGGAUGAUCCAUUUGAUUCAGAUCCAGAAAUGGAAGAAAUUAGAGAAGAGCUGCAAACCAACAGGCCUGCCUCAGCAGCUGCAAUGAUCCAGGAGCAUUUGGAGCAGCAGAAUAAUAUUCCACUAAAUAUUGGCAUCACAGGAGAGUCUGGCUCUGGUAAAUCCACCUUUGUUAAUGCCUUUAGAGGCAUAGACAAAGAUGUGAGGGCCGCUCCUACUGGUGUUGUAGAAACCACCUCAGAUGUUGCACCAUACCCCCAUCCAAACUAUCCCAAUGUCACAUUGUGGGAUCUCCCUGGCAUUGGAACCACCAGGUUUCCAGCUGACAAGUACCUGCAGCAUGUUGGAUUUGAGAGGUUUGACUUCUUCAUCAUCAUCUCAGCUGAUCGCUUCAGAGAAAAUGAUGUGAAACUCGCUCUGGAGAUUCAGAGGAUGAAGAAAAAGUUCUACUUUGUUCGCUCAAAGAUCGACCAUAACUUACGUAAUGCAGAAAGAAGUCAGAGGGAGUUCAACGCAGAAAAAACUCUGACACAAAUCAGGGAAAACUGCAUUCAAGGUCUUCAGGAACAAGGUGUUGAGUCUCCGCAGGUCUUCCUGGUGUCCAGCUUUGAGCUCCACCUGCAUGAUUUCCAUCUGUUAGAGGAGACUCUAGAGAGAGAACUUCCUGCUCACAAGAGGAACGCUCUGCUGUGUUCCCUGCCCAAUAUCAACCGUGAGAUCAUCAACAAGAAGAAAGAGGUUUUACAGUCAGGAAUAAAGUCCUAUGCCUCUCAGUGUGCACUCGGAGCAGCUGCACCAGUCCCUGGGCUCUCUGUUGCUGUUGAUAUAGCCAUUCUGAUUAAAGCCAUCAAAAAGUACCAAGCUACUUUUGGUCUCGAUAGCGAGUCACUGCAGAAUCUUGCUCAUACUGCAGGUGUACCUUUGGCUGAUCUCAAAGCAGUGAUGACAUCACCACUGGCUGCAGGAGAAAUAAGUAAUGAUCUUGUCAUCAAGGUAUUAUCAUUAUCAGCAAGUCAAGCUGCAUUAAUGGCAGCAGAGGAAGGAUCCAGAUUCAUUCCAAUAAUUGGAAUCCAAGCAGCAAUGAGCCUCUCUUUUACCUCCACCUACAGAAUGCUCAGUAGUUCCCUCAACAUGCUCGCUGAGGAUGCACAGAAAGUCUUUACAAGGGCCCUGGGUUCAAACACCUCAGUGUGAUAUAAAUGAAUGGAAAAAAUGACACAUACAAUCUACAGUGCAGUGAGCCUCUGAAUUAUUUUUCUGAGGGCAGUGUAAUUAUUUAUCAAGCUCUGUAUACAAAUCAUAGUUUUCUAAUCUAGUUGCACAUUUAACCAAACAAUGAGUGAGUCAGAUAAUGUGAUGGUGACUCUCUAAAUAAUGUAUUUUCAUCUGCUUUAAAUGAAGGCUUUUAUAUGAUUGUUGUAGUAAACUUUCAUUGAACAUGUAACGCAGCAUUAUUCAAAUAUACUCUGCAUCAUAAAUGUUAAAACUCAAUGUAUCAGCUAUAUCCACAACUAAGAAGAGACGUGCAUGUGAGCCAGCCUUUGCUGGAGCAGGUUUGUUGAAACAUGU
Messenger RNA from Seriola aureovittata, 1903 nucleotides. Its product is annotated as interferon-inducible GTPase 5-like. Gene Ontology annotation, cellular component: membrane. Gene Ontology annotation, molecular function: GTP binding. NCBI's taxonomy places the organism in Eukaryota, Metazoa, Chordata, Actinopteri, Carangiformes, Carangidae. The record is from RefSeq and is a predicted model, not a curated record.